AUUGGACUUGCCGUUCUGCUGUCUAUCUAUAUAAUCAUAAAAUUUCAAGGAGCUUUGUGAAGAUAAGGAAGAUAAGGUGUUUGUCAGAUGGAUGACAAAGGAAAGAGGUUGUAUGGGAAGGUUGCUGUAAUAACUGGCGGUACAAAUGAAAUUGGAGCAGCCACCGCAAAGUUAUUCGCGGAAAAUGGUGCAUAUGUUGUCAUUGCAGAUACAGAGGAUGAAGUGGGAGCAAGGUUAGCUGAGUCCAUUGGAGGCCAGUUCAUACAUUGUGAUGUAUCCCAAGAAUCUCAGGUCGAAUCAGCGGUGAAACUAGCAUAUACAUGGAAAGGAAAGCUAGAUAUAAUGUUCAACAAUGCAAGCAUUCCGGGGCCUCAAGGGAGCAUUACCAACCUUAGUAUAGACCAGUUUUCUGACCUGUUGUCGGUUAACAUCAAUGGCAUUGUACAUGGAAUAAAGCACGCUUCUCAGGCCAUGAUUGCGGCUGGAAAGGGGGGAUCCAUAAUCUGUACCUCAAGCUCAGCGGCCUUGGUUGGAGGAUUGGGAGCACAUUCAUACACCUUAUCAAAGGAGGCAAUUUUUGGAGUUGUCAGGAGCAGUUCUUGUGAGCUGGGAGUUCAUGGGAUUCGAGUGAACUGCCUCGUGACACACAGUGUGACCCCGGAGAUGGAGAUGGUGGGAUAUAAGGACCCAGCAGAAAUGAACGGGGGUGAUUCAAAAGAGCUUACAAGAACAAGCCUACUGCAAGGAAGAAGUGGAACAGCAGAAGAUGUAGCUUUUGCGGCCGUGUUUCUGGCAAGUGAUAGAGAGUCAGGGUUCAUAACAGGACACAACCUUGUGAUUGAUGGAGGGUAUACUUCUGGUUGCAGCCACCUGCAUUUCACAUAUACUGCUAAUUUCUAACUACCAGCACUCGACACAAUAUUACUACUACUUGGUUGUAUCCGAGGACUUCAAUAAUUCUUGCGAUGCACCAGAUACUGUCUGACAUUGAUACUGAUCUAGUGAUCUGUCUAUUUCCAUUAUUUUGAAAGAAAUAUUUAGAGUUUA
Daucus carota subsp. sativus is the source of this 1047-nucleotide messenger RNA. RefSeq names its product short-chain dehydrogenase reductase ATA1. The record is from RefSeq and is a predicted model, not a curated record. Lineage: Eukaryota; Viridiplantae; Streptophyta; Magnoliopsida; Apiales; Apiaceae. The transcript is spliced from 2 exons. The coding region runs from base 88 to 900 and encodes 270 amino acids.